Messenger RNA from Conger conger (European conger), 1008 nucleotides. Its product is annotated as myb-related transcription factor, partner of profilin-like. The record is from RefSeq and is a predicted model, not a curated record. NCBI's taxonomy places the organism in Eukaryota, Metazoa, Chordata, Actinopteri, Anguilliformes, Congridae. The transcript has 2 exons. The coding region runs from base 1 to 1008 and encodes 335 amino acids. Gene Ontology annotation, cellular component: nucleus.
AUGGACGCGUGGGUGGUGGGCGCGCGGGCGCGUCUGCGGAAGCCCAAGUUCACGCCGGACCAGGUCCGGGUGCUGAUGGAGCGCGUGGUGGCGCGCAGGACCCAGCUGUACGGCCAGAACAUCAGCCAGGUGUCGGUGCGCAAGCGCAUCUGGCAGGAGGUGACGCAGGCGGUGAACCGCAUCAGCCACACGCAGCGCAGCGUGAGCGAGGUGCAGAAGCGCUGGCAGGACGAGCGGCGCAGGAUCCGGCACCGCGCGCACGACCUGUGGAGGGCGCUGGCCGAGACGGGCGUGCCCAUGGGCCACCUCAGCCCGCUGGAGGAGGCCGUGCUGUCCACCCUGGACGAGCCGCUGGAGGCCGGGCCGGGGACAGGGGUCGGGCUAGGGGCGGCCCCGCCCCCUCAACCAGCCGUCCCCCAGCAGUGCCUGCAGGAGGACCUGCCCGCGCCCCAGCAGCAGUGCCCCGCCCCCGCCCGACCCACCUCCAUGCCAGUGGUCUGUCUGCAGGACAUCAAGCUGGAGCCCGAGUCGGCGAGCCCAUCAGGGGGCGGUAGCGAGCCUCAGGACUGGAAAUUUGAGUGGACAGUGGAAGAGGUGUCCGGGGCGUCCCUGCAGCCUAACUCCGCACCCUCGUCUCCCGAAGUGCCGCCGCCCAUCCCCCAGCAGCCCCCGCCUGACACCAUGGCGCUUCACGCCUCGGCAGCCAAUCAGACGAGGCCCGGGGUGCGCUCGGCGUGCAGCGUCGCCAGGGGGAGGAGCCUGCGGCGGCGGCGACGGCAGGGUCUGGACAGAGCGAGCUGCGCAGGCCUGACUGCGUGUCUGCGCAGGGCGGCGUCCGGCACCGCCGGGCUGCGGCACGAGCUGCGCUCGCUCUCAGACAACGUGCUGGGACUCCGCGCCGAGCUGCGCGCCCUCGUGGGCGCGGUGUCCGCCAUCGCCACCGCCCUGCAGGGUCGCCACGGAGACCAGAGCGCCGAGCGCCGUUCUGCCACGCCACCGAGGCAGUAG